Mycena citricolor is the source of this 718-nucleotide messenger RNA. The record is from the annotation of a GenBank genome assembly. Lineage: Eukaryota; Fungi; Basidiomycota; Agaricomycetes; Agaricales; Mycenaceae.
GUGCCCUUCUGCUCCUCCACACACCUCACGCAUUAACCUUCCUUGACACCCACCAUGGUCCUCCUUGUCACCUCAGACAAUGAGCAGUUCACCACCGAGAAGGACAUCGUUGAACGUAGCGUCCUCAUCCGGAACAUGCUCGAGGAUGUCGGCGAGUCCGAUCAGCCCAUCCCUCUUCCCAACGUGUCCUCCAGCGUUCUGAAGAAGGUUUUGGAAUACUGCGAACAUCACCGCGGCGAGCCCCUUCCUGCUGCCGAUGCCGAUCAAUCGCAGGACGAGACGCGCAAGCGCACGACCGACAUCUCUGAAUGGGAUCAAAAGUUCAUUAAUGUCGACCAGGAGAUGCUCUUUGAGAUCAUCUUGGCUGCCAACUACCUCGAUAUCAAACCUCUGCUCGACGUUGGAUGCAAGACCGUUGCUAACAUGAUCAAGGGCAAGACUCCCGAGGAAAUUCGCAAGCUCUUCAACAUCGUCAACGACUUCACGCCCGAGGAAGAGGCUCAAAUCAAGAAGGAGAACGUGAGCAUCGAAGUAUCCCACACCGAUUCCCGGCUGAUCAUAGUAUAGGAAUGGGCUGAGGACCGAUAAGCAUUUGAUUCAUGUCACCCACCACUCUUCACUUUUGUCAUUGUCGCGCCCCAAGUUCAAGAUAUGUCUGUAAAUCUAUAGCAACCCACAAUGAUCUUCUCCCAUCCAAAACAUUAUUGCAUGCGAAAUC